ACGGUAAACAGUUGGUGUUUUUUCAAUGCAUUUUUGAACAAAAGUGCAUAGACCUCGUUGCAAAACAGAAUAAUAUUGCCUAAAAACCAAAUUCGUUAGAACGCAAACUAGUAUAUCAAUCCUAGUCCGCCUGAGUCACACUGUAAACCAUCCGUGAUUCUAUGUGCACACAAAUUGCGCGAAGAAAAAAUCCUCCCUAAUCACGGGGUGGGGAUUUGAGGAAUCGGCGGGAUGGGCACGUUGGUGGUCUUGUUUUGGGCAAACAACCGAACCCGGUAUAUUUAAGCCAGUAUAAAGCCUUUGUACUGGACACGCCAAGGCGUCAAAGCGUUCAACAGCCUUCUAAGUCCAGUGGUAACUUCUCGUUAGGAAUCGAAAAGUGCGCAACUAGAAUCGUCCACCAAAAUGAGGAUAGGACUGCUGGUGAUAUGCGGCCUUGCGCUGCUAGCGCUAGUGAGCGGAUCUCCGGUCAAGUGUUCCGAUUGCAACAAAAACGAGUGCGAAUGCAAGCGGAAAAUUCUGAAAGCGUCGACUGUUGCGCCGAGUCGGUUCACCAAGACCAAGAUCUGCGAGGAGACCAACCCUACCGAUCUGCACCCGAUUAAGGACAUUUGCUCGUGCACUGAUGUGGCCCAAGUUCGACCGCACUCUCGGAACAAUGAAGAUACGCCCCGGUUUGCACACUCCACGUCCUGCGAGUGUGGCUACGAGGACAGCCAACCGGAGAGUCAGCCUGUUAAAUAUUCCGCUGACGCAGUCAGUCAACACUUGGCCAUCAUAGCUGCCCGAAAGAAGGAGAUCUCCGUUUCCGAAACCGACCUGCACUUCCACGGAAAGGCGAUCCGAGUUCCCUCGGAAGGAUCGAACGUACCGGACAUCAAGGAGGAGCGACUGCACAAGUUCAACCGUCAGCUGAUCGAGCUCAAGCCCGCCAAGAAGAAGCAGGUCUACCGGCCGGAAUCCUCCGAGGAGGAGGACUUCCCGUGCCAACCGGAACAGCAAUCCUACUCGGAAAUCUGCUACGGCAAGGUCCAGGCUCAUAAUCCCAAAUUUGAGCAUGUCUACGAAGAAGCCGCGCCCUGCGAGGUCUGCCAGGACACCUACUCGGACGAGAAGUACGAAAAGUCGUACGGAGAGAAAAAGUACGGAAGUUCGGAACAACACCACUCUGAACAGCAGGAGGAUGAGGAAGAGGAGGAGGAGGAAGGCAACGGAGAGGAAGAGUACGAGGAAGAGGAAGAGAUAAGGGAGGAAAGCAGAGAAUCAAAGUACGUUAAAAAGACUGAAUCCAAAUCUUCAGGAUACUCGAAAGAAAGCGGAUACUCAGAGAUUGAAGAAAGCGAGGACGAGGAAAGUGAGUACUCAGAAGACGAAGAAAACCAAUCAGAAGCUGAGGAAGAAGAGGAUGAAGAGGAGGAGGAAGAAGAGGAAGAAGAAGACGAAGAGAGCUCGUAUGAAGAAGCACCGAAGAAAGAUUGCGAAUGCGCAAAGAAAAAGAAGCAAAUUCCUUACAAGAAAAGGUCAUUGAGGCUGUCGCAACUUUUGGGCGCCAAAGGAGGCAGUAAAGUUGCGAGCAGUAACUCGCUGAAGCAGUAGACUGUCGAGUCAGUGUAAAGUAAAGAGAGACUAAUUUAUUUAUUUAGUUAGUUUAGGUAACUUUUUGUGUGGUUUCCAAUGUGAUAGUGAAUUAAGAAAGUUAUCACGAGUCUGUACAGCUUUACGUGUAGGAAUUAGAGUAAGGCAAUUAUGUGU
This is a messenger RNA of Culex quinquefasciatus (southern house mosquito), 1752 nucleotides long. RefSeq names its product cilia- and flagella-associated protein 251. The transcript has 2 exons. NCBI's taxonomy places the organism in Eukaryota, Metazoa, Arthropoda, Insecta, Diptera, Culicidae. The record is from RefSeq and is a predicted model, not a curated record. Bases 406 to 1596 code for a protein of 396 amino acids.